This is a messenger RNA of Thamnophis elegans (Western terrestrial garter snake), 1822 nucleotides long. It is a transcript of the gene SFXN2, whose product is annotated as sideroflexin 2. Lineage: Eukaryota; Metazoa; Chordata; Lepidosauria; Squamata; Natricidae. The coding region runs from base 502 to 1467 and encodes 321 amino acids. Gene Ontology annotation, molecular function: monoatomic ion transmembrane transporter activity. The transcript is spliced from 13 exons. Gene Ontology annotation, biological process: monoatomic ion transport; serine import into mitochondrion. The record is from RefSeq and is a predicted model, not a curated record. Gene Ontology annotation, cellular component: mitochondrial inner membrane.
AUUUGGCAGGGAUGGGGACUGCAAGAGAAUCUUUUACUUGACCAAAUCCUGGUCUUUGCUUUGGACAAGAUGAAGAGCGGGGUUGUUUCUCCAUCCCACCCCCACACUUUUCUUCCCGUCUUGUUAAAAACAAUGUGAUUAUGAAGGAAAAUUGCUGCAGCUGUUAGUUGGGGACAUGUUUUGCUGGCAGUUUGAAUCAUCAGGAAAUUUUGGCUCAACUUAAGACCAUACUGAACACUGAAAAAAGCAUUGAAGAUUUCUCAGCAGCAUUAAAAUAUUGCCCCAGAGAAGAUUCUAAGUGAACGUGUCAGUUAUAUCAGGAAGAAUCAAAUCAAUGAUCUUUUCAGUAUAGUUAAUCUCAUUCGAUUUCAAGGUUGACUCAUCCUUCCAUCCUUCCGAGAUCCCUCAAAACAUCUUAAUCCUGGUCGUAGAUUAAUCACCAUUGCAGACAAUCUCCCUUUGACUGACUAGAAUUCCUCUUUGGCACUUAACCAGUGUACAAUGGCAAGUAUUGCCAAAUUUAAUAUUGAUGCCCCUCGCUGGGACCAGAAUACUUUUUUGGGGCGUGUAAAGCACUUUUUCAACAUCACAGAUCCACGGACGCUUUUGGUGUCAGAGCAAACGUUAGAUUCAGCGAAGACAAUUGUAGAUAACUGCAGGGCAGGUUCGCUACCCCCUGGAACGAGCGAGGAACAGCUUUUCUAUGCCAAAAAGCUUUAUGACUCAGCUUUCCAUCCUGACUCAGGGGAAAAAAUGAAUUUAAUAGGGAGAAUGUCGUUUCAAGUCCCUGGAGGAAUGGCUAUCACAGGCUGCAUGCUGCAAUUUUACAGAACAGUUCCGGCUGUGGUGUUUUGGCAGUGGGUAAAUCAGUCUUUUAAUGCCAUUGUGAAUUACACCAACCGGAAUGCAGCUAGCCCCAUCUCGGUCAAGCAAAUUGGAGUGGCUUAUUUCACCGCUACCAGCACUGCCUUGGCAACUGCUGUGGGACUCAACCUUUACACUAAGAGAGCACCAUCCCUUGUGGCACGUUGGGUCCCAUUUGCAGCAGUAGCUGCUGCCAACUGUGUGAAUAUCCCCUUGAUGAGGCAACAGGAACUCAUUAAUGGGAUCACAGUGACAGAUGAAAAUGACAAUACUCUGGGAAAGUCCAGGAGAGCUGCAAUCAAGGGGAUAACUCAGGUGGUGGUUUCCCGCAUUGUUAUGGCUGCUCCUGGCAUGAUUUUAUUGCCUAUUAUCAUGGAGGCAUUAGAGAAAUAUCCAUUCAUGAAGAAAAUCCAGGUUCUCCAUGCUCCCUUGCAAACAGUUCUUGUUGGAGGAUUCCUUGUGUUCAUGGUCCCAGUUGCCUGCGCACUUUUCCCACAGAGAAGUUCAAUUGCACUUUCACACCUGGAGCCUGAACUCAGAGAACGAAUUGUAACUGAACAUGGUGACAAAGUGACUUUUGCCUAUUUUAAUAAGGGUUUAUGAGUGAGAACUGCCUGGACUUGGUGCCUAUGGACUUCUCCUGGACAAAAACCUUUAAAGGGUGUUAUCAGGAACAGAGCUCAGAAUAUUCCAGGAAGAGCAGCACUCCAUCUCCUUUCUUUUUUUCUUUGUGUGUGUUUGUGUGUCUGAGUAUAGAGAGAACUAUCUGGGCAAAUCUGAGCCUUUCUUUCUGUUACAUCUUCAUGGUGACAAAAGUAUGGGUUUUGGAAUAUGUCAUUUUCUGCUUUAUGGCAAUGAUGAGAAUGCAUUACUUGUAGCCAAUUAGUCAGCAAUGGAAUUACCGUAUUUUUCAGAGUAUAAGAUGCACCAAAGUUUUGAAGAGGCAAAUUAAAAAAAA